Messenger RNA from Cucumis melo (muskmelon), 1289 nucleotides. Its product is annotated as probable E3 ubiquitin-protein ligase RHB1A. The record is from RefSeq and is a predicted model, not a curated record. The transcript has 6 exons. Gene Ontology annotation, molecular function: ubiquitin-protein transferase activity. The coding region runs from base 355 to 921 and encodes 188 amino acids. Lineage: Eukaryota; Viridiplantae; Streptophyta; Magnoliopsida; Cucurbitales; Cucurbitaceae.
GUCUAAGAAAAUUUAGAACUUUUUUCUUUUCGUCCAGUUCGUAUGAUUAUUUUUUUUUUCUCAACAUCAUAUCGAUUUUCACAUCUGUUCGUAUUGAUUUUUAGAAAAAAGUUAAAUUCAACACAAUAAUUAGUAAAAGAAAAAGUUGUAUGGCAAAUUGGCGUCGAAAUUGCAUUGCUCAAAAAAGGCGCCAUUUCCUUUCUGUUUCUGAGGCUAUUCUCUUGAUUGGUUGUAGAUUGGUUUCCCUAUUUCCUCUAUUGGGGAGGAACGUUCGGCUACAUAUCUUACAAUGUUAAAUGAUAAUCGGAAACCAUGUUCUAAAGCUGCUAGGUAGAUCAGAAAAAUCAUCAAAGAAUGGGAGGUUGCUGCUGUUCGACUCGAAAUUCUCACAUGAAUGGAACUCCAACAUACUACUAUUGCCCCAUCGCUAUGGAGGAGCGCAUGACAUCCGAAAUUAAUAGUGGCUCAUCCUCCAUGCUUUUGAAUGCAGGACAUGAUUUGAACCUUGAUUUUUCAAUACCGAACACUUACCGAUCCCCUCCCACGCCUCUCCCGUACGAUGUGGUUUUGAAAUAUCCACAACAGAAAGAUCCUAACUCUGCUAAAGAAAGAAUAUGUGGAUGUAGUUUGAAAACUACAUCGGCAGUGAAAAGUGUUGGGGAACUUGAUCGUAAGUCCCAAGACAGUGGCCCUCCACGGAAACUGGAACAUUCCAAGUCGAAGGGCACUAGUACGACAACUCCGGUCACUGAAGAAGAUCAGGAUGUCUGUCCCAUUUGUCUUGAAGAGUAUGAUUCUGUACAUCCAGAAAUUAUCACAAAAUGCAAGCACCACUUUCACCUUGCUUGCCUUCUCGAGUGGACCGAAAGAAGCGAUGUUUGUCCCAUUUGCGACAAGGAGAUGAUAUUUGAGCUACAUUGAGUACGUAGAAAAGAGGAACUUCUCUAGUCCUUAAAAUUCACGCUUGAGCUCACUUCACCUUUGGUGGAUGGCGCUUUUCCUCAUUCUUCCGCUGGUUCAUUUUCAAAACUAUGGCUGUAUGGAUACGUCGGUCGUUUCGUAACGCAAAUUCGAGAUGUAAAUUGUUGUAGUCAGUUGAUUCGAUACAUCGGGCGGAGAAGAAUCAAUUGGCAGUGCAUCUCUUCUUCAUGUUGAUUCUUCAUGCAUAUUUAUUAUUGUUAUUUCAAUCUUUGAUCAUCAAUUCUGAUGGAACUCCUCCUGGCCUAUUGACUCGAGAAAAGGAGCAUUAAAGAUUCAUACAUUCUGUAUAAGAUGAGAUAUGUUUCCCA